GCUCGGAGUGACACACGCUUCAGACGUGACGCCAGCUGAGUCAGCCAAGCACCUUCUCAUCACAUCUACUUAUUUCUCUCGCUUUGUUUUUUUUUGUUGUUUUGUUUUUUAACCCGGCAGAGCUGUGCAUGUCAAGUCUCUUUUCGUUUUUUUAUUCAUCACUGUUAUAAUAAUUCCAUGUACAUAUAAAUCCCGUGUUUUGAAAUCCAUGGAGAGAGGAGCAGGCGGGGAAGGUGGUGUUACACAUCUGGAUGGAACCAACGCGGCGGGUCCUGCAGCUCGGGCCACUACAGACGUGAGGAUUUCUUCUUCUUCUUCUCUUUGUGUGGCGCACAGACCAUGAUCACGGCACGGGACUGUCGCUCUUGAUCUUUGCAUAAACCCAGAUGCCUCCCCUCCCUCUUGACGAGCGCAUAGUGGUCAUUCAGCGCCCUAAAAACUUAGUCCUGUGCGAGAGUUCCCCACAAACCAUCCCGCAGCAUUCCUCUCAAAUAUCAGCCUCUUCUAAUGGACGAGUCGCCCACCCUACUCACCUCCACCCUUCACAGUCACAUUUCUAUUCACCAGCCUGUAAAUCUCUGACUCUGGAAUGCAAACGCAGAUCUUCCCGUGUGCAGAAAUCGAAGAACGACCAGCCUGUUCUACCAACGGGGGUGAGACACAACCCUAGCCACUGCCAUAGCAAUGGCACAGUAACACUCGGCCCACGGCUUCCCUCCCACACACAUACUAUUGAUAUCAGGGUGACUGUGGACAAAAAAGGACGAGGAGGAGGAUUCAGCAACUCGUUAGGCCGCAGCGGUAGUGUAAAAGGUGGCAGAGGGAAAUGUGUUUCUUCACAGUUGGAUCAAGGACAAUGUGAGCGAAAAAGUGGAACCACAGGGAGGCCAGGUGGAGCUGAAACAAAGUCACAGCGAGGUCGCCAUAGUCAGCUGUCAACUUCCCCUGGAGGGGUCCUGCAGUUCGUCCCCGCUCAGGCACAGCAGCAUAGGUUCAGGGGUGAAAAGGAGAAGGAAAACAGUAGGUUUCCUAAAAGAAGCGACCAAGAAUUUCCUUCUGUAGGUCACAAGAAAAAUUCCAAACUGGGAACUGUUCAACAAAGCCAUAAUAGUCAUAGUCAACCCUACCACCAUAACUCCGUCCCUGUGCCCCAUGCUGCCAUCCUAAACUCCAACUAUCCCACAUCCCCUCCCUCCCAACCCACCAAUGUCCCAGUAUUGUUUCAGCAACUCAGCCAGCCAAACCUAUCCCGCUCCAAGGAUCACCGUCCCCACAUUCUUCAUGGUCUGCCCCUCUCCCCGUGCUCCUCCCAUGCCGGAGGGUUCCCCAGCCCAGACCACACCUGCACCAUUGACUGCACCCACCCAUUCAGUUGCGGCUGCUGGAGGUUGGUAAGAUGCAGAGGGUGUAAGGCAAACUCUGCUAACUGCCAAGGAGGGGGAGGAAGCUCUUCCACCUCAUUUUCCUGUGCUCACAAUGUUGGAGCAGUGAAGAGAGGAGGCAAAGAUAUGGGUCUGAGAAAUCUGGGUGGGUGUCUCUCCACUGCCUCGACCUCCAACACCUCCUCUUCAAACAGCACUGUGUCUGACUGCCGAGCAAGCCUGUUCAAACCUCUCCGCUGUGCCUCCUGCUCUGGUGAGGCCAGAAACUUUGAAAGUCCUGCUAUCCUUCGGAAAAAACUGGUAGGGGGAUGCCUGCCAUGCACCCCUCUGUCCUCCUCAGCCCCUCUGCGGGCAAUACAGAGCUGUGUCACGGGUUGCAACCCCAAAGCCUCUCAAACAGGUAGUUCCACCUGCAGUUACUGCAGCAGCGACCCCAUAGUGGUCACAUUCAACCCUCGUCGAGGAAAACCCCCGGGAAGAGGCAUCGGUGCGGCACAUCCGACGGGUAUGUUCCAAGCCGAUGAUGAUGACUACAGCGUGCGUACUAUCUGGCCUGAAGAACUGGCCAAGAAGAUGACCCAUUCUAAAGCCCAAAAGAAUCAAUGUGCUGGAAUGGGAGCAGGGGUAGCGAAGACCUGUGCAAGUCAGGCCCAGAAUGGCAGUAAUGGAACGGGCCUUGUCCUCUUGGACUGUCAAAACCUCCAAGAAUAUGGGCAGUCUCAGCAUACAGACCAUGCUGGCCGUCGGCGGCUUCAGCAGGGAAGAAUGGCUGCCCUUGAUUUUAUGGGCCGCAGGUCAGGAUCUGGCUAUGACGAAGGCUGGAACUCACUGCAGAGACUUUUGAAUAAAGCAGAAGAUGGAGGAAUGGACAAUGGUCAGGAGCAAGAUGGAGAUGUGGCAUAUCCUCGUUCCCCUUCUCCCAGCUCUGUCUCCCCGCCUUCGCCUGUGUCCUUUUCGCCUCCACCGUCUGCCCCGAGCACACUCAUCAAACCACAACCCUGGCAGAGAGACAGAGAGGGAGGACACUCUCUGCCGACAGCUCAGUCCCUUCACCUAGCCCUGAACUCCCUGAACAGAGAGCAAGAUGAGGAGAACAGCAGAAUGCACCUUUCUCUGCCACUCUCUUCGUCAUUGCCGGCAUGUCUGUCCGAUGAGAGUUUGAUGACUCCUGACGCGGAGAACGCUGUGGUCAGUCCCAUCCUGCCCUUCCUGUUUCUGGGGAACGAGAGAGACGCUCAAGACCUGGACCUGCUGGUGCGCCUCAACAUCGGCUACGUGGUGAACGUGACCACUCACCUUCCCCUCUACCACGUCAACUCUGGACUGCGCUACAAAAGGCUGCCAGCCACCGACAACAGCAAGCAAAACCUUCGACAGUACUUUGAGGAGGUUUUUGAAUUCAUUGAGGAGGCAUAUCAGAGUGGACAGGGAGUGUUGGUGCACUGCCAGGCCGGCGUCUCUCGUUCUGCAACCAUUGUCAUCGCCUACCUUAUGAAGCACACCCUCAUGACAAUGACAGAUGCCUACAAAUACGUGCGGAGCCGUCGCCCCGUGGUGUCCCCGAAUCUGAACUUCAUGGGCCAGCUGUUGGAGUUCGAGAGGGACCUCAACUCUGGGGUGACCCCUCGCAUCCUGAUGCCUAAACUGAGUGGUGUGGAGACGCAGGUUUGAGACAAGGAUAAGGGUUAGGAGCACAUGGGGAUGCCGCUGACGAGAGAUUAUGGUGGCAUGAGAGAAAGAGAGUGGCACACUGGAGAGAGAAAUGGUACAACUGGAAAAUGUUGGCGCGUUGUGCACUUUUAACGCGGCGAAACACAAGACUGGAGGCUUGUUUUGUUAAAGUCGUAACUCUUCAUCAUUCAGUAUACUGUUUAUGUGCCAAUAUUUUGUAUAGAUCCAACAUCACUCUCAGAUAUCUGUUUUAUCUCUGAUGCCUCUUCCUUUGUGUUCCCAUCACUUACAUUCCCACAGAGAAACAGUUGCCAUCAAGAACAAAUGCAUGCAGGACGUGAACACAUACAAGGAAAGCUGCUAACGUCUAACUUCAGCCACUCAGAUAUCCCCAUCACAUGUAGCAACACACAGGCCAUUACGAUGCACUAUAUUCCCUGUGCAUUCCCUGUGCAUUUCCUUCACAGGGAGGAGAAUUUGUUACGCAGACCUCAGUCACUGUUUUUGCUCAAUAUCAUCAUGUCUAUUGGUGAAUUUCCUGUUUCCUGAAAACUGUGCAAUUGAGUAGCAUGGGCCUAGUAGGGAUGUGAGCAGCAUUAACCUGGGAAACGUAUUGCAAAAGAGACAAACAGCUCAUUGGAAUGUCUUAGUUUAUUUCAGUGAAAGAGCCAGUGUAUAAGCAAAGAAAAAGUAUCACAAGUCAGUAAUAAUGCUGUGUACUCUCAUGAGUGAGUAGCUCACAGGUUAAUACACUGAUACAAGCUCAACUAAGACAUAUUAAGAGCCGAUCUGUAGUUUUUUUUUACACUGUAUUUCAGCAUAGGUGUGUGUCAGCAGGUAUUGUCCUGCUAUUAUAAUGUGCUUUAAGACAACAGACCUUCUCCAACUGUGCACUAUUUCUUCCAAGGUUAAUCAUUCAAAAGAUGCAUUAUUUUUAUUAUUUUUUUAUGAUGUAAAAAGUUAAUUCAUGCAUGAAAACAGAGCCUGUUAUGUUGCACAGAGAGGGAUUGCUUCAAAUUUCAAUACAGCACAUGCUAGUUUGGUUUAUUGGAGAAAAAAAGCAAAGAGGCAACAUUUAACAUCCUUCUCAACCUGACUGGUCAUGAACAAAGAGCCAAACUAUUCAUUUUGUGUUGUGGUGAAAAACUGUGUGAAACUACAAGCUUGUAUUUUUUUAAACUUUCAAUUUCUGAUCUGUACUGGCAUCUAUUGUUUUAACAAAUUAAUUUUUUACACAAUCUUACUUUAAAGCAUGAGUUCCCUUGAAGCCAAAUCUACUUUAUUUAUUAUUUGAAUUCCUUUGUGUGUGAAACAACAGUUCACGGUGUUUGGUUAAGAUUAGAUUAAGAUCAGCUGUUCUUUUGCCUUAUCGUCCUCACUCAAGUUCUUAAUUGUCUCCCUCUUGACUAUGCAUUAUAUAUUUUUCAUUAGUGUGAAGGCUUUAGUUUAAUUACAGAAGUUUUCUCGAUUCACUGUGAACUUUUCCUCUGUAUUGUUAAGGUUUAAGAUCUCUUCCUUUCACAUUAAAUAAGAGUUAUAGGCCCGGAAAAAUGUGCCCGUGCACAUUAACUUCUGUUCCCCUCUGAUCUGGGCUGACAAUGAUGUGAUACAAUCUGCAGUAUGUCCACCUUUGACUUGCAGGAUGUUGAAAGUACCACAGCUUCCAUAUAAUAUCAGUUCAUUCAUUUUAAAGAAAAGAAGAGUUUUCCAAUCUGUUUGCUAAGGAUGGAAGUCAUUUUGCACAUUUUCUGCCACAAACAUUUUGUGAUGGCACGCUGUUAAUAUAUGCAGUGAUGUGAACAUUUGCAAAAAGAAAAAUAAUUUUGUCGAGCAUUACUUAAAAAAUGUAAUCUUAUAUGACCUAGGUGUAAGGACAGAUUCAUGGUUGACCUUGUUCUCUAGGUCCUGUAAAAACACUUGAAGUAAAUGUCUGUGCAGACUGACCGGGACACACCCAUGCACACUGGAAGUCCGGGGCUUUGGAACACAGCCUAUUAUUGAUUAUAUUGAUUUUAUAUAGAUUCAAAAGUGUGACCAUACAAACUCAAACAAAUCCAAACUAGAGUGUGACAGAAUGUAAAUGUCACUCCUGAGUUAAGAGUUCACAAACUUUAGUUUUUUUUAUUAUUGUAAUAUUGGAACUUACAAUGAAGUAUGUCGGCCAUUUUGAAGGACAGCAAUCCUGAGAUUUUGAGAAUACUUUCAUUAUAUUACGAGAAUAAAGAUGUAAUUCAAUGAGAAAAAUCUCAUUAUAUUAUGAGGACAAAGGAAAAAAAGGAAAUAAGCAGCAAGGAGAACUCGUACUUGCCAGAGUUCCACUCCUUCUGCAUUCUAAGCCGUGAUGGGCAGUCUCAUUAAUUCUAGAGAAAACGUCUUUGAACAACACCCAGAUGUAACCAAGACGAUAUCCAGUCAACCGCUUUCAAACAUUUCCUCCUCAACUAAAGAGGCAGUUUCCUCCAAGUCCUGUGUGGUUCUUUCUUCGCAAUACACACAGUUUCUUACACAAUCUUUUCAAAGUCCUGAUAUUUAUGAUAAUGUGGUGCUGAUCAUUCAAAGAUUAAAUAUUUUCUCAUUUGUAAAACUUAUACUGAAGUAUAACUUAACAAGAUGCUCCACAUUCCUCAUUUUAAAGCAGGCAACAGCCUGAUCUUCUGAUAUUCCUCCUCUAAAAUGACACAAAGCUUAACCUUGUGACUUUAUUCUCACAAUAGUACAAUUUUUAUUCUCAUAAUAUUGUAAUCUUAUUCUCAUAAGGUUAUGAUUUUAUUCUUGUAGCAUUAAAACUUUAUUCUCAAGGUUUUCUUCCCCUUUAAUUGUCUUGCCCCAGUUGCCCUUUUCCCAUAUUUAAUCUUGUGAUUGAAAAAAUGGAAAUUCUUUCUAAAACCAAAAUGCCUUCAGUUUAGCCUUGUGUAAUUUGGUCCUUUGGUGUAAUACGACCCUGUGAGAUGAUGCUGACUUUUGCUUGUUGGAUUUAUUUUCUGGCUAAGUGACUUUGAUAAAGGCUAUAUAUUUUUCUACAGUCAAACAUCCUCAUCAUGUUGGGUAUAUACGCACAUAUAUAUCUGUGUAUUUGCCAUUUUCUACAUGAAUCUUUCUUUUAUAUUUAAACAGAUCAACAUCUUCCACCUCCGCAGUGACAGCGUGGAUCCUCUGCUGUGUUUUUGAGUUGCAGUAUUGCACUUGUUGUCAGACCUCAGUAAAGAUGACUCAACAAACCAUAUUCCUGUUUUUACCUCUCGCCUGCGUUACAGCUGGAGAGACAUUAAACCAAACAAGCCGUUCCCUCGUCCGGUCUCUCCAGCUCAGCUCACAGUGGGUGUAGUGUUAAAACCUUUGAACAGGGCCUGUUGCUAUUGCUCCUUGAUUUUUUUAUACAGACUUUAUAUGCAAAAUGGCUGUGGAGGCAGUUUCUUGACUUCCACAUGGUAUGGACUUGCUGUGCAGCCGAGUCGAUGCUGACCUCAGAUGUUCGUACUCGAGAGACACAUCGAAGGAAUACCGAACGUUUUCUCUUUCAUUUAUAUGAACUGAAGGGUCAGUGUCUCUGUGAGUGUCGGUAUGUGUUCCAAUCUUUUGUUUGUGUUGAAAAGAGGAACGUCGUUACUGUGUGUAUGAUAGCAUUUUGAGAACUGUAUAUCCAUGCCUAUUGCUUAUUUGUGGGAACUGAAUUAUUCCUGUUUGUAUUUUAUCGUUCAUUUUUAAACAUUGUGUUAUUUCCUGCACCAAAUACUGAAUUUAAGGACUCAUAGGGAUGAUGAUGAUGAUUUAAGACAAAAGCAGAUCACCUCCUCUCUUCUAAUGGGGGUAAGAACUCUUCAGGUACGACUAUCAUAGUAAUACUGUGCUGUUUGAUCCCACUAUCCAGAAACUCAUGUUAUCUAACCUCUUCUUGUCGCUCGCUCCCUUUUCAUAAUGGAUUGUUUCUCUUGAGCAAAUGUAAUAUUUUCAUAUUGUAGUAACUGGUUCUUGUAUCUAGACAAAUGUUUCUAACUUCAUGUACUGACUAUAAUCUUCAUAACUCUUUGAGGUGCACUGUGACUAAUACAAUGCUGCUAUAUCACAAGGACUUUUAUUUUGUACAUUGCAUUUUCGCGGAUUCAAAGUGGUGAGUUGUCACUGAAGGUGACAGAUGCAAAGUGGUCUUGAAUACAGAAUCCCUAGGUAGGUUGCUCCAGCUCCACCCAGGCUUCGAUGUGCUGCCUCGACGCGGUGUAUAAAUCUCAGUGACUGUGUGUAACUGUGGGUGUGUAGCAGUUCCUGUUGGUCUUCCUUACGAGCAUGAUAGCAGGUGCAGAGAGUAAGAUGUAGCAGUAAAAUGUUUUGAAACCCCAUCUCACUGGUCACUGUGUUUAAAUAAAACUGUGGUGUUGCUUUUUGUUAA
Molecule: messenger RNA, 7437 nt
Organism: Hippoglossus stenolepis (Pacific halibut)
Lineage: Eukaryota; Metazoa; Chordata; Actinopteri; Pleuronectiformes; Pleuronectidae
Exons: 4
Coding region: 387-3053 (888 amino acids)
Biological process (GO): protein dephosphorylation; negative regulation of JUN kinase activity
Cellular component (GO): cytoplasm; cytosol
Molecular function (GO): protein tyrosine/threonine phosphatase activity; MAP kinase tyrosine/serine/threonine phosphatase activity
Source: RefSeq, a predicted model, not a curated record